AUGUUUAGGUCACGGCGUUGUCUUCUAGUGUUCGCGUUGGCUGCGCUGGUCGCUGGCGCCCUGGUAGCGGUGCUGGUGCUGCAGCCGUGGGCCGGCCGCGACCAGAUACGCUACCGUCGCGCCGCUGUUGCUGCCAAUGGAUACGAGUGUGCGUCUAUUGGACGUGAAAUACUUGAAAGAAAUGGAUCAGCAGUGGACGCAGCCAUAGCGACUCUGUUUUGUGAAGGUAUAGGAUGCGCACAAUGUAUGGGACUCGGAGGCGGAUUCCUAGCUACGAUUUACGACGCCAGCACGGGCCGAGUACGAGUUCUCAACGCCAGGGAGCGAGCACCAGCAGCGACUCACGAGGACAUGUUCGCGAACGCGUCUUCAACCAUAGGCGGGUUGGCUAUGGCCGUGCCUGGCGAGCUCAGAGGGUAUGGCGCGCUGUACCGGGAAUUCGGACGCCUGCCGUGGGCAGAGCUGGUCCGUCCUACGGCAGACCUGUGCCGUCGAGGGCACCGCGUCAGCGAAUACAUGGGCCGCGUCUUGAAAACCUACAGCAGCAACAUUCAAGCAGAACCAUCAAUGAGCGAGCUUUACGUGAACCCAGAGACAGGCGAAGUGUGGAACGAGGGCGACAUGAUCCGCGAGCCCACGCUAGCGCGCACGCUCGACGUGAUCGCCGAGGAGGGCCCGGAGGCGAUUCACAACGGUUCCUUAACAACAGCGUUCGUGCGCGACAUACAGAACUUCGGAGGUAUCAUCACAGAGGACGAUCUCAGGAGUUACCAGCCAGAAUGGCAGGAGCCAAUCGCAGUGCAACUGUCAGACGAGCACACGCUUUACUCGGUACCUCUGCCCGGUUCGGGCUCCGUACUGGCGUUCAUGCUCAACCUGAUGCGGGACUGGAUCGGCACCGGCACGAACGUGACCAUGGACACCAACCUCUAUUGGCAUCGCGUCGUCGAAACUUUCAAGUACGCGUACGCAAAGCGCACAGGCCUCGGCGACCCUUCACGCUCUAAUUCUAAUUUACCAUACGAUAUUAAAGAGUUAGAACGGAAUCUAAGUGACGCCGCCUGGGCACGGUCAUAUCGAGCUCUGAUAGAUGAUACACGAACUUUCUCCGACUGGAGCCAUUAUGGAGCUCUGUUCGAAGGUGCCGAUGACCAUGGAACUGCUCAAGUGGUAGUCAUUGCACCUGACGGCAGCGCUGUAUCCGUCACCAGUACCAUUAAUUAUAUCUGGGGAGCGCAGCGUCGGUCCACAAGUCUCGGAAUAAUGUUAAAUAAUGAAAUGGAUGACUUUGCGAUACCAAAUCGAGAGUCUGCAUAUGGAAUGCCUCCUUCACCAGCAAAUAUGCUAGCUCCCGGACUACAGCCGUUAAGUUCAAUGGUUCCGACCGUGGUGCUAUCGAGAAACCGUACUGUGGACCUUGUCAUUGGUGCAGCCGGUGGUACUAAAAUUACUACGCAAGUUGCUUUGGUCACAAUGCACACAAUCCUGGAAGGAGGUGGCCUCCAUGAAGUCAUACAACGUCCACGGCUGCAUCAUCAACUUCUUCCAAUGGAAAUAGAGCAUGAAAGUGACUUUGAUCCGAGCAUAGUAUCAUCGUUACGAGCUAGAGGUCACGCGACUACAGAGCGCGGGCCCACGGCGGGCUUCGCCGCCAUGAAUGGUGCCAUGCGUGAAAGCGAUGGCUAUUUAGUCGCGAAAACCGAUAAAAGAAGAAUUGGCAGUGUAGACGGAUUU
This is a messenger RNA of Brenthis ino (lesser marbled fritillary), 1734 nucleotides long. NCBI's taxonomy places the organism in Eukaryota, Metazoa, Arthropoda, Insecta, Lepidoptera, Nymphalidae. The record is from the annotation of a GenBank genome assembly.